UUCAUUCCAUUGUUGGAGUUCCGACAAACGUGAGGCGUACGUGAGCCACGUAUUAGACUUUCGGGCGUUUUUCCUGCCAGCGACUCCUAUAUACUCCUUUCGGAUCUCUCGUGCACAGUUUGACUUGCGAAUCCCAAUCCCUGGAGAUGGCCCUCAAGGUUUCAACGAAGGAGAACGUGCUGAAGGGCAUCGAGGCUGUUUCACUCAAAAAAUUGUUUCAGAUAUCUCCCAAAAAACAGUGUAUCUCUCCAACAAUUACUCAUCAGAAUGGAGUAAAAAAUGAUAUUGACGCUUGCAAAGUUGUUAAGAAAAUAGAUUUUGAAGAUUCUCAAAAAUUCGAUCCACAGUUGGAACCUCUUCUGAUGGAAAACCCAAGAAGAUUUGUCAUUUUCCCAAUUCAAUGGCCAGACAUCUGGCAGAUGUACAAAAAAGCGGAAGCUUCAUUCUGGACAGUAGAGGAAGUGGAUCUUUCAAAGGAUCUUAAAGACUGGCAAAAGUUGAACACAGAUGAGAAACACUUCAUCUCGCACGUAUUGGCAUUUUUCGCUGCCUCAGAUGGCAUUGUCAAUGAGAAUUUAGUGGAAAGGUUCAGUCAAGAAGUACAAGUUACAGAGGCUCGUUGCUUCUAUGGUUUCCAAAUUGCCAUAGAAAACAUCCAUUCAGAGAUGUACUCUAUUCUCAUUGACACUUACGUCAGUGAUCCAGAAAAAAGAGAGUUCUUAUUUAAUGCCAUUGAGACUCUGCCAUGUGUUACUAAAAAAGCCAACUGGGCUCUCAACUGGAUUAGCAAUGAGAGCGCUACAUUUGCCGAACGUGUUAUUGCUUUCGCUGCAGUCGAAGGUAUCUUUUUCAGUGGCAGUUUUGCAGCUAUUUUUUGGCUGAAAAAGCGAGGACUCAUGCCGGGUCUUACCUUCAGUAACGAACUCAUCUCUCGCGAUGAGGGAUUGCACUGUGAUUUUGCUUGUCUGUUGUUUAAACACAUUGUACAAAAGCCAUCUCCCGAAAAAGUCACCUCCAUUAUCAAAGAUGCCGUUGAAAUUGAACAAGAAUUUUUAACUGAUGCUCUGCCAGUGGAGAUGAUUGGCAUGAACUGCAAGCUCAUGUGCCAGUACAUUGAAUUUGUUGCAGACAGACUGCUGCAGGAGCUUGGAGUGCCCAAGCUGUACGGCUCAGAAAAUCCUUUCGACUUCAUGGAACAAAUUUCAUUGGAAGGAAAGACAAACUUCUUUGAGAAAAAAGUAGGCGAAUACCAGAAGUGGGGAGUCAUGCAGGAAAGAGAUAACACUGAGAAUACUUUCUCGUUAGAGGCUGACUUUUAAGUAUUAAGCAAAUUCGCAUUUAAUUUACAUUCUAUUCAUAUGUAUCACCUGACAUUCACAUAUACAAUUAUUUAGUUUCUUGUGGGGAAAAAAAUAUUGAUUUUAAUGUCCAUUAAUGACGGAUCGCUAAGAUGUUUAUACUAAUCAUUGACCUUUUAAAGACCACAAAUCACGUCUGAUUUUGAAAUUAUAUUGACCAAAGUUAGUUCAUUUCAAGUAACGUUUUCUUGUAUUGAAAGAGUUUGUAAACAAAUUUUGAUUAAAAUCUUGAAGUAUAAAAGUAGGCACAAACUCUACUCUAUAGGAAAGCGUUUGCUUUUAAAAUAAUUAAUAUUCGAAUUACUACAAAGUUCACUCUAUGUGAUUGCAAUUUAAAAAAAAAAA
Molecule: messenger RNA, 1703 nt
Organism: Copidosoma floridanum
Lineage: Eukaryota; Metazoa; Arthropoda; Insecta; Hymenoptera; Encyrtidae
Gene: RnrS
Product: ribonucleoside-diphosphate reductase subunit M2
Biological process (GO): deoxyribonucleotide biosynthetic process
Cellular component (GO): cytosol
Molecular function (GO): ribonucleoside-diphosphate reductase activity, thioredoxin disulfide as acceptor
Source: RefSeq, a predicted model, not a curated record